Messenger RNA from Styela clava, 2288 nucleotides. Its product is annotated as sodium/glucose cotransporter 4-like. Gene Ontology annotation, biological process: sodium ion transport; transmembrane transport. The record is from RefSeq and is a predicted model, not a curated record. Gene Ontology annotation, molecular function: D-glucose:sodium symporter activity. Gene Ontology annotation, cellular component: plasma membrane. NCBI's taxonomy places the organism in Eukaryota, Metazoa, Chordata, Ascidiacea, Stolidobranchia, Styelidae.
UAAAUUAUAUUUUCAUUACAAGAGCUGGGAAAUCUUUAAUUAUACAACGAUGGUGACUGCAAUCGCAUUCUCUUUGGUCACAUUUUUGGUUAGUGAAGUUGCGGGUAGUGAAUGUUCAUACAAUAAUACGGAAGCUGGGUUUGAAGAAGCAGGACUUGAAACAUGGGAUAUAGUUACAAUUGCGCUGUAUUUUGUAUUCAUUCUUGCCGUUGGAAUAUGGGCGAUGUUCACGGCUGAUCGUGGAAAUGUAGCAGGAUUUUUCUUAGCUGGAAGAGACAUGACGUGGUUUCCUGUAGGAGCUUCUUUAUACAGCAGCAAUAUUGGAAGUGGCCAUUUUGUGGGACUGGCUGGUACUGGAGCAGCUUCAGGAAUAGCACAAGGGUCAUUUGAAUGGAAUGCCAUGGUAACUCUGCUAUUCCUCGGUUGGAUAUUUGCUCCAGUAUAUAUUGCGGGAGGUGUAGUAACAAUGCCAGAGUAUUUGGCAAAACGAUUCGGUGGAGAACGCAUUCAGCCAUUUUUGUCGAUUUUGUCUCUGUUCAUGUAUGUCUUCACUAAAAUUUCAGCCGAUCUUUUUGCUGGAGCUCUUUUCAUAACUGAGGCACUGGGUUGGGGACUGUACCCUUCCGUUAUUGGACUCUUGGCAAUCACGGCACUUUAUACAGUUACUGGAGGUUUGAAGGCUGUCAUCUACACGGAUACAGCUCAAACCGUUAUUAUGCUUAUUGGUGCUUUUAUCAUGAUGAUCCUAUCAUUUCAAGAAAUUGGGGGAUAUGAAAAUCUAGAACCUUGUUAUAUGGAAGCAAUACCAUCGAUAAUACCCGAAAACACAACUUGUGGAUGUCCUAGAGAGGACGCAUUCCAUGUUUUUCGUAAUGCAAAAACAAGCGAUUUGCCUUGGCCUGGAAUGCUUUUUGGAAUUACAAUUAUUGCAACCUGGUACUGGUGCACAGAUCAGGUCAUCGUUCAAAGAACGCUGGCAGCGAAAAAUUUAUCUCAUGCCAAAGGAGGUUGCGUUUUUGCCGGACUUCUAAAAUUCACACCUAUGUACAUGAUGGUCAUGGUCGGAAUGAUCAGUAGGAUUGUUUACCCCAAUUCUGUAGCGUGUGCUGACCCCGCAGUUUGCACAGAAAAAUGUGGAAACCCGGGAGGAUGUUCGAAUUAUGCUUAUGCAAAGCUGGUGUUGUACAUUAUGCCUCAAGGACUGAGAGGCCUUCUAUUGGCGGUUAUGAUAGCUGCUCUGAUGUCAUCGUUAACUUCGGUUUUCAAUAGUGCAAGUACUCUGUUUACAUGUGAUCUUUGGACAAAGAUUAGACCUGAAGCAAAAACGCGAGAGCUUAUGAUUGUCGGAAGAAUUUUUAUUCUCAUCAUGGUAGUAGUCAGCAUAUUAUGGAUUCCCAUUGUGCAAGCUGCUGCUAGCGGAAGACUAUUCGAUUACAUUCAAGCUAUUACAAGUUUCCUUGCCCCUCCAAUAACUGCAGUAUUCGUUCUUGCGGUGUUUUGGCAAAGGAUGAACGAACCAGGAGCAUUUUGGGGUCUCGUACUUGGAAUGUUCAUCGGAUUGUGUAGAAUGUGUAUGGAGUUUGGAGUCGGGGCACCCAACUGUCCGGAUCCGGAUUUUCGACCGUUCAUACUUACCAAAGUUCAUUACUUGCAUUUCGGAAUGCUUCUUUUUGGUUUAUCUGUGAUGAUAUCCGUAAUUGUAUCAUAUUUAACACCACCCAUCCCCAAGGAAUAUAUUGUACGAUUGACAUGGUCGACACGGCAUAGCAAGAGAAAACGCAAAGAUAUUGAGGAAUUGGAGCUGAAAACUAAGCCAAAUUUACGCGGUCAAGAUAAUCCGGCUUUAGACAUGAGCAAUGAUAAAAGGGAUGACGCAUCAUCUGUUAGUUCUAGUGAGCAAUCUACAGCAGAACCUGUCUCGGGCUGGAAGAAGGCCUUCAAUAAAUUUUGUGGCCUGGAGGAAGACAAGGCGCCUACAUUAACAUCAGAAGAGCAAGAGAUGUUAAACAAGAAAAUGGCUGAUAUUACGGAAGAAAAAUGGCCUGCCAUCAUAGUUAACACUGGGGCCUUGUUCAUGCUUUCAGCUGGUGUGUUUUUGUUUGCCUUUUAUGCAUGAAGUCUCGGUUGAUGAAUAGAUUCUGAAAUAGAUUUUCAAUUAUUUGCAAUAAAUUCAAUAUAAAUGACAGUUACUGAAAACUGGUUUUAUAUUUUUAAACAAUAAUUUUUUAUGAUCGGUUAACACCAAUAAGGUGAAUACUGUAUCUGUUUUAUGAUCAGACAUAUAUAUA